This is a messenger RNA of Brienomyrus brachyistius, 4305 nucleotides long. Its product is annotated as collagen alpha-1(XXIII) chain-like. Lineage: Eukaryota; Metazoa; Chordata; Actinopteri; Osteoglossiformes; Mormyridae. The transcript has 28 exons. The record is from RefSeq and is a predicted model, not a curated record. Bases 1041 to 2141 code for a protein of 366 amino acids.
UAAUUUAGCCAGUCGGCGGCAAUGCAUCAACCCAUUCAUGAGUGUUUCACAUGCAAGUUUGUUACUGACAUUGCAGAGUUUUUGCAUCGUGCAGAAGUGGGUUUGGGCUCUGACGCAUCAUCAUCAUCAUCCUCAUCCUCCCAGCGCGCGUCCAGCUCGCCAGCUCAGACUAGUUCAGCACCGUCCGCAGCCGCUCAUAGAAAAGCGGCCAGUGCUGGCAGCUGUGGAUUUUCUGAAGGCUUUAAAAAAAAAUCUCAUGCUGCAAAUUAUCAUGACUCGGAAUUUUUAUUACAGUAAAUGUCAAGCUCGUGCGUUGUAACGGAGGAAAACCGUAACGCAUUUCUUUCACCAGCUCUAUAGAAGUCGGCUAAUACGUCCGUUUCUGAGUUUCAAAGCUGAAAAGUUGUAUGAUGGCUUCUGCGGCAAAGUAUAAAGAGGAAAGCGAGCCUCGGAAUAGUCUUGCGUGGCAGAGCUGUUGCUUUGCAGGGAUUCUGCCGACAGCCGCCUGUUUCGUGCUGUCUGUGAGCUCAAUAUCUCUGGGGCUUCUGCUGAGCUCCAGAACGUCCCAUCUGGAGCAUCGUGUGAAGGUACUGGAAGCCCAGAAGAGCUCCCUAUUCCUGGAUGCAGCUUCUGAGUUAGGGGCAGAUGGAACCGUACUUACACUUCGGGAUGCGAUUGAAAAGCUCCUGCAAGAGAGACUGGACGCCUUGAUGCCUAAACUCCGCUCAGCGAGGGAUGUGCCGCAGGACUGUUCUUGCCCGCCAGGGCCGCCAGGAAAGCGGGGGAGGAUGGGACGGAAAGGGGAACACGGCUCUCCAGUAAGUCCUGCACUUCUCCGGUGGUAUGUAAUUAGCUGGGUACUUUUGUUAGGGCCGAUCUGGUUCAUUUCACCUUGGUUUUGCUCUGUUCCACUUGCUGAUUGGACAGGGCGCUCCGGGACGGGAUGGCUAUCCGGUAAAUCUCGUUCUGUCCUCUCGUCUCUCACCGCCCUGCUCUGGCUACAGUCUGUCUGCCGUUCCUGCUAACAGGGACCAGUUGGCAUGGAUGGACAGCCGGGACCAUCUGGACUCAAAGGGGAUAAGGGGGACCAUGGAGACGGCUGGCCAGUGGAACACUUCUCCAACGGUGCCUUUGCGGGUCUACUCAGCAAUCAGAUCCUCACUAUCAAGGGUGACCAAGGACAAGCCGGCCCCCCCGGUCCCCCAGGCCCUCCCGGAUAUCCCGGUCUGAGAGGGCCCCCAGGAAACCUAGGAAAGGACGGGCCCCCGGGGCGAGCUGGAGACCCAGGCACACCGGGACCGGACGGCGUUGAGGGACCCAGGGGGCUUCCCGGAGUUCAGGGUGAGAAAGGCGAGUGGGGUGUCCCUGGACCCCAAGGACCUCCGGGGUUAAAGGGAGAACCAGGUCUUCCUGGGGACCGGGGCGAGAAAGGCUUGGAUGGACUAAAGGGAGACAAAGGAGAUGCUGGACAUGCAGGACCGGCGGGAAACAAAGGGCAGAAGGGCGAGCUGGGGGAGAGUGAAAAGACUGACUUUAACGCCAAGCUAACCGAAGUCCUCCAGGGGCCUCCAGGCCCACCGGGGCCCCCGGGGCCCUCAGGAGAACAAGGACCAAAGGGAGAUCUGGGCUUACCUGGACCACCAGGAGUUGAUGGCGAUAAGGGAGUCAGUGGACAAAAGGGACAGAAAGGAGACCGUAGUUUGGAAGACGAUUUGGCUCAGAUUAUUUUUCAGUCAGGCCCCCCAGGGCCACCUGGACCUCCAGGACCCCAAGGCCCCAUGGGAUACCCCGGCCUACCUGGCCCCACGGGGGAAGCAGGACAGGGACUGAGAGGAGAGAAGGGGGACCCCGGGGAUAGAGGCCCCCCAGGGAUAAGGGGUGUUUCGGGGCCCGCGGGGUUAAUCGGGCUCCCAGGCAUUAAAGGAGAUAAGGGAAAACCAGGGGAAUCAGGAUUUGAUGGGUUUCCAGGCCUAAUAGGAGAAAAGGGUGAUCGGGGUGACAAAGGCGAGAAGGGGGACCGGGGUGCUAUGGGCAAAAAGGGCACCAGGGGGCAGAAGGGUGAGCAAGGACCCCCUGGUCUGGACCAGCCCUGUCCUGUGGGACAUGAUGGGCUACCUAUACCAGGCUGCUGGCAUAAGUGACGGAAAAUCACUCUCAUCUAGUCACACCUGUACAUACCGGCAAUGAAUCUUUGUAAACUAAAUGCAUUUUUUUAAUAUUGAGAUUUUUUACCUGAAAAUGUUUUUUUUUUUUUAUUUAAAUUAAAUGUGUAGAAUGUUAUUUUCAUCUUAUUACCAGUGGUAAUUUUUAAUGUCAUUACAUGUCAAAAAAAGACGUUUGAUGUAGUACUAUAGAAUGAAAGUCGGAGGCUGACAUCUUUGAAGUACUACACCAUAAGAACUAUGCUGAAAAUGUACAAUAAAUGUGAAAAAGUAGUAUAAUACUAGUAUUAGUAAACAUACUCAGACUGAAUUCAAUAGACACAAGUUGCUGCUAAUAUCUAUAGUAAUAACCUGCCCAAAUGUUAUUUCCUGGUAGCAGAGUGUGAAAUUGCCUGAAACUAAGAGAUGUCAAAGACCUACCAGUGAAACUCCUCAUUAAAUGGAAAUCUGAUUCAAAGAAACGCAGGUGCUCCAGUGUAGCCAUGGCAACCAAAGCAAGAGCAUACAAGAUGCUGGUGACUCUAAUGUAACCGGCUGCUCGCCACAUGGUGCAGUGAGUGAAUGGGAUGGGGUCAGCAGGACCCCAGCUCACUACACAGCAAUGACAGAGGAACCCACCAUUUUGACAAGACCUACAAAGUACAUUAAGAAUAUCAAUGAAUGACUUAAGAUUGGUAAUUUAAUAGGGACCUUCUGUCCACAUUUCUUCAAAAGAAUUGACAAAUUUGUAUUUUUUUAAGAGAAUUCUUGUAUAUAUUUAGAUUUCUUUAUAACUGAACAUGCAGAAAUGAUUGACCACCUGUAAAAUUAGAUAACAAUUGUGAAAUAUCUGGCAUCAUUUAUAAUUAUGUACCUUUGUUUUUUGUUUGUUUGUACUUUGUAUUACUAAAUAAUUGUUCUAGAAAGGCAUGAUCACUUGUUUAAUUGUUACAUCAUAUGCAAAAUAUUUAGUUUGGAGUAGCUGAAGGUUUUAUACGCUAAUGGUUUCCUUUUUCAGUUUCAUUCUUACAUGUAAACAAUCCAGAUUUAGCCGAGUUACUCAUAGUCAAAUAUUUAACUUAUGAACAGUUUAUUCCUGAAACUAGCUUUUGCCGUUAUUUCAGUAAAAACAGCUGUAACCUUCUUAACAAGAUAAAGAAUAACGUUAGUUGAACAGUUAUAGGAUACUCUGUCAUUAAAAGUAUCUGUAGAAUGUAUCGUAAUUUUACGAUCUUAAUUGCUUUGGCCAGCUGUGGUUUUGUGGUCAAGCUACCAGUAUCUCUGCGAGUGUUUGACUUCAUAAAAUUAUCUAAAUGCACAACCUGGUGACAGUAUCUUAUGACUUUUUAAAUUAUAUGAUAUAUUACUCUAGGUUCCUGGUAUUUGCUGUCAACAGGAUUGAUGUUUAAUCCUUAUUUUUUAUAUGAAUAUAGCCCCCAUCCUUCAGCAGUGUGAUUUUUUUUUUUUUAUAACAAAUCAUUAUUUCCUCAUUCACUGAUUAGAAACCAUCUAGGGGUCCCAAACACAUUUUAAAUGCACAGUUCAUACAUUCACUGUAUACAGUAGAGUUUAUCAUAUACACCUUAUCACCUUACCAAACCCUGGUAAACUAUCUGUUAGGGAAAAGCAUGUGUUUAAAUAGACAACCCAAACCUGCACAUUUUCAAUGGAAAGACCCUAAAAUUAGUUGCUCACUAUUCUGGAGAGCAAGAGUUAAAUUUACACUGUUAUGUGAUAUUUCACAAGGGAUGCCUUGGUAUUUGCUAAAGGAUCAAGCAAGCAGAAGAUGCAUUGUGAUACAACGUUACUGACAAACACUCAGGAGCCAGGAAAAUAUGAAGGAGAGAGGGAGUCAGAACUAUUGAAGCAAUAAAAUAUACCAUCUAGGCAUCUAUCACAGUGUAUUCGUAAAAUAAUCGUAAUAAUGAUAAAAUCACGUUAAAAAUUGGAAUGCAUUUCCUCAUUUUAACCAUCACGAAAAAAUGUUAUGGCUUGUGGGAUGUUUAAGAAAAUUUACUUUCAAGUAAAUCCUGUAAUUUUUCCUUUUUUAUAUUUUAUCUUGUUUGUUUUAUAUUUGUAUACAGAUUUGUGUUUUAUGUUGUUUUUUUUUAAGAUAAAUCGUUCUGAUCUUACGAAAAAUAAAGUAUCACUUUUCUUAAGAUGA